Messenger RNA from Fusarium odoratissimum NRRL 54006, 1998 nucleotides. RefSeq lists its product as uncharacterized. Lineage: Eukaryota; Fungi; Ascomycota; Sordariomycetes; Hypocreales; Nectriaceae. The record is from RefSeq and is a predicted model, not a curated record. The transcript has 2 exons. Gene Ontology annotation, molecular function: carbohydrate:proton symporter activity. Gene Ontology annotation, biological process: transmembrane transport; carbohydrate transport. Bases 290 to 1843 code for a protein of 517 amino acids. Gene Ontology annotation, cellular component: membrane.
CCAAAACCUCACCGUGAGAAAGAUGCCAUGGCAAGAAAAAUAAUCUCAUGUUAUUCUUCUCACUGUUACAAUCGAGCUUGGAUCAACUAAAUCUUAUCCCCACAUACGAGGGGUUUUUUCCUGCUUCUCCAUGGGGCUCCGCAGAAAUCUGGAGUCUCUAGUCUCGACGAUGAGAUUGGUAUAAAACCUAGAGACGAGCCUGUUUCAUUACUCCAAUCCCAAUCUCCAACCCAGGGCGAUUCUCCAACUUGUCUCCAACUUUCUGCUUCUUGAAGACAUUUUGACCAAGAUGAGCGUGCCAACAUACAUGGGCGUCAGCGGCAAGUCCCUCGCCAUCCUCCAAAUCGCCGCCAUCGUCGCUCCCUCCUUCGUCCUCUUCGGCUACAACCAAGCUGGCAUUGGCGGUCUCCUCUCCGAAGAAGACUGGGUCAAGACCUUCCCCGAGAUCGACACCGUCAACUCUACCGGCGCAGACAAGAGCUCCAAAUCAACGCUUCAGGGCUUUGUUGUCGCGACAUUUGUCAUUGGUGCGCUGAUUGGCUCGUUGAGUUGCUCGUAUACGGGUGAUAAGUUUGGACGCAGAAAUGUCAUCUUUGCGGCGGCGAUUUGCUCCUUGAUUGGAGAGAUCCUCGAGGCUUCGUCUUUUGGACUGGCGCAGUUCAUUGUUGGGCGUGUCAUUAUUGGUCUGGGUAUUGGACAGCUUAGUUCGAUUGUGCCGGUUUGGCAGAGUGAGACGUCGGCGGCCGUGAACCGUGGUCGUCAGGUUGUGUUGACGGGUCUUUUCAUCUGCCUUGGUUACGUCCUCGAGUCAUGGAUCAACCUUGGUUUCUUCGAGUUUCACCAUGGCCCUGUUACCUGGAGACCCCCGAUUGCCAUUGCCAUCGCCUUCUCCCUCAUCCUCAUGGCUAGCAUUUAUUUCUUCCCCGAGAGCCCUCGAUGGCUCGUCCUCAAGAACCGAUCUGAGGAGGCCCGUCACGCUGUCGCUGCCCUUCGGGGUCUUCCCAUCGAUUCCACAGAGGUUCUCGCUGAAGUUGCUGGCAUUGAGCACUCCCUCGAAGAGACCUCCGAUAACGCUGCUCGUCUGGGCGAUAUGCUCAAGAUGGGUGAGGAUAAGCUCCUGUACCGCUUCAUCCUCUGCAUUCUUCUGCAGUUCUACCAGCAGAUGAGUGGUUCCAACCUCGUCAGUGUCUACGCCAACGUUCUCUUCCAGAAGAACCUGGGUAUGAGCGCCGAGACAGCCAAGAUUCUUACCGGAGGAGCUCUCACUUGGAAGUUCCUCGCGUCUUUCAUCGCCUUCUUCACCAUCGAUCGUUUCGGUCGUCGUGCCGUCUUCAUGAUCAGCGGUAUUGGUAUGUCGGCGUGCAUGAUCGCUCUCGCCAUCACCACCUCUUUCGGCAGUGAGAACAAGCCUGCCAUGAUUGCUGCUGGUUGCUUCAUUUACCUUUACAACACUUUCGUUCCCAUCGGUUUCCUUGGCGCCAACUUCUUGUACUGUACUGAGGUUGCUCCCAUUCGUCUCCGAAUGGCCAUGUCUUCCAUCUCGACCGGUAAUCACUGGCUUUGGAACUUCAUUGUCGUCAUGGUCACACCCGUCGCUCUCGAGAGUAUCGGCUGGCAGUACUACAUUGUGUACGCCGUCAUCGCCGCAUGCGUUCCCAUCUCGGUCUUCCUGUUCUUCCCUGAAACCAUGGGUCGCAACCUCGAAGAGAUCGAGCUCAUCUUCAAGGAAUCGCCCUCUGUGUUCUCAACAGUCAAGUUUGCAAAGACUCGACCUCGCAACACUCCUCAGCAAUUCCUCGCAAGCAAGGAAAAGGCUGAUCACUUGGAGCAAAGCGAAGAGUAAUUGGGAAAGAAAUGGAAGCAAUUGUUUAUGUUUACGAAAUAGCGAUAGAAAGCAGAAUGCUAGUAUGAUUAUGACAUGACAUGAUAUGGAUUCGCUUGUUAUUCACCAGCCAAGUGACAUUUAUCCGGUCUCUCAUCAUGUGAACAUCCCUUGGC